Mastomys coucha (southern multimammate mouse) is the source of this 3942-nucleotide messenger RNA. It is a transcript of the gene Gpr156, whose product is annotated as G protein-coupled receptor 156. The transcript has 10 exons. Gene Ontology annotation, biological process: G protein-coupled receptor signaling pathway; gamma-aminobutyric acid signaling pathway. Gene Ontology annotation, molecular function: G protein-coupled GABA receptor activity. Bases 687 to 3080 code for a protein of 797 amino acids. NCBI's taxonomy places the organism in Eukaryota, Metazoa, Chordata, Mammalia, Rodentia, Muridae. The record is from RefSeq and is a predicted model, not a curated record. Gene Ontology annotation, cellular component: membrane; G protein-coupled receptor heterodimeric complex.
GACGUCCUCGGAGGAGUGGAGGAGAUGCGGGAGUAAAGGGACUCGGGAGAGGAGCAGCCUGCAGCCUAGCGCAGGGUCGGGUCCCGGCGCGGGGUGGCGCCAGAGGAGGGACGGCGGGCAGGCAGGGGAGGAGGCGACCCGCAGGGCAACGCGCACACCGCACAGCCGCCGCUCCUGCUGUCUGCGCGGCGAUGGGCGCGGCUCGCGUCCCUCCCGUCGCCUUUCAACCCAGAGAGCCCACCAGAGACCGGGAGAGCACGCGCGUCCCAGCCACAGCCGCGGGCUCGGCGCUUCUCCGCGGCCGGGGACCCCGCGAGGGCCCAGUGUCGGAGCACUUGGAGCGUUGACUGCCCUCUGGUGGUGAGCCAGAACCAAUUCGUUCCAUGACCUGAGAUGCCCAUUCUUGAUCCUGCGCUACCCACUGGGAGCAAGAGGCCAGCUGAAGAACAUCUGGUCUUCAACUAUGCCUGAUGAAGGAGAUUAAUGAAACAACCCUUCACUUCUACUUGGAUCCAUUGUUUUUGUUUUUGUUUUUUAUCCUGAAUUUGGACUCUGGAGACAGCUCUGAGAUGGAGCCUCUGGAAGAAAGACUCGAGUUGUUGUUUCUGUGCUUUAGCAAACGGUUUGCAUCCUUGACCGGGUAUAGCCAAGACUGAGUAGAUACUCACAGAGGUGCAUGUGGUGACAUGGAGCCGGAAAUCAACUGCUCUGAAUUUUGUGACAGUUUUCCUGGUCAAGAGCUGGAUCGGAGACCCCUUCAUGAUCUUUGCAAGACAACCAUUACUGACUCCCAGCACAGUAGUGUGGACAUCUCCCCACUGUCUCCUGCCCUCUUGGGUAUUAUGUGGACCUUUCUCAGCUGUGGGAUACUUCUGGUGCUUUUCUUUCUGGCUUUCACAAUUCGCUGCAGGAAGAACAGGAUUGUGAAGAUGUCCAGCCCCAAUCUGAACAUUGUGACCUUGCUGGGCAGUUGUCUGACCUACAUCAGCGCUUACCUUUUUGGGAUUCAAGAUGCUCUUGUGGGGAGUUCAGUGGAAGCUGUCAUUCAGACGAGACUGUCCUUGCUAUGCAUUGGGACAUCCCUGGUGUUUGGCCCUAUUCUGGGCAAAAGCUGGCGACUCUACAAAGUGUUUACCCAGAGAGUACCGGACAAGAGAGUGAUUAUCAAAGACCUGCAGUUGCUGGGGUUGGUGGCAGCCCUGGUGGUGGCUGAUGUAAUCCUGCUCGUGACAUGGGUGCUGACUGAUCCCAUCCAGUGCCUCCAGAUCCUUGGUGUCAGCAUGAAGGUGACAGGGAGAGAUGUAUCCUGCUCUUUGACCAACACACACUUCUGUGCUUCACGGUACUCUGAUGUCUGGAUUGCCCUGGUUUUGGGAUGCAAGGGGCUGCUGCUGCUCUAUGGUGCUUAUCUGGCCGGCCUGACCAACCAUGUCAGCUCUCCUCCAGUGAACCAGUCCUUAACCAUCAUGGUCGGGGUCAACCUCCUGCUCCUCAUCGCUGGGCUGCUUUUUGUGGUCACCAGAUACUUGCACUCCUGGCCCAAUCUGGUCUUUGGACUCACAUCCGGAGGUAUCUUCGUUUGCACAACCACCGUGAACUGCUGUGUCUUCCUUCCCCAGCUGAAGCAAUGGAAGGCAUUUGAAGGAGAAAACCAAACCACCAGACACAUGGCCAAAUACUUCAGCACUCCCAGCAAAAGCUUCCAUGGCCAGUUCGAUGAGGACCAGAGCUGCCACUUAAGGGAUGAGAGGAGCUGCAUGGAGAGGCUCCUCACAGAAAAAAAUGCAGUAAUUGAAAGCCUGCAAGAGCAAGUCAGCAACGCCAAGGAAAAGCUGGUGAAGCUGAUGUCUACAGAGUGCACCUAUGACUCUCCAGAGUGGGCCGUCCCAGCUGCAGUCUCUGCCCACGGGCUGGCACUUCAGGGACCUUCAGAAUGCCCUGCUACUUCUGAGAGUGAGAGCCGAGCAGCUGCUGAGGACUCCCUACAUGCCUCAGUGGCCUCCCAGCAUAUGCAAGGCUCUGGGGCAUCGAGAAGGGACACCAGUCCCUCCCCAGACAAAAAGGACAACAUGCCUUUGAAACAGUUUUGUGAUCAUUUGGACACGAGUUGCAGCCAGAAGCCAAAGGCUGAACAAAGCGAGGGUCCUGAAAGAGGAGAUCAGGAACCCAUGGCUGCCAGCCGGAGUUUAAUGGCAGAGGGAGUGGCCUGUGAACCCCAUAGGCUCAGGCAGAACUCAGAGGUACUCCCAGAAAGGUUACCUCGGGUCAGUUCAGUAGUCAGAGAGAAGCUUCAGGAAGUUUUACAAGAGCUAGACCUGGGCUCUGAGGCUCCCCUUCCCCCACUGCCCUGUCCCCAGCCGCUCUGGAAGAGUACCACUUCCCGCAGCCCCCAGAAGCUGUCCCCAUCUAAACUGGGUUUCAGCCCGUAUGUGGUGAGGAGGAGACGAGCAGCCCAGCGGGCUCGCUCCCACAUCCCUGGCUCUGUGGGUCUCAAUAUGGGGCAUCAAGCAAAUAGUAACGUUUCUAGUGCACAAAGUGGGCUUAUUGGACAGAACAGAGACAGCUCCAGGCUGGACCACCACAAUGAAAGGUCCAAGGUACCACGAUCCUCUUCUGUAAAACCAUCACCACUCUCAGAACCUCACUGGAAACAGGGUCCCCUGGAGGGCAGCAAACAAUGCGAGACCGAGCCUCAGGAGGCCGGAGGAUGCAAUGUAGCAGCUUCUUGCCAACCUUCCACUUCUGCCCAGGCACAAAGUUCCCCUGCCCCACGCCUACCCUCUUCACCAGCUCUGCCCAGGCAGCGUCAGCCUCGACCCCGACUGUCCCCUGGCUGUCCGUCCUUGUCUUCUGGGUGCUACAACCUUGACAGUGAGUCCAGCAGCUCAGAUGAGUUCUUCUGCCGCUGCCACAGGCCCUACUGUGAAAUCUGCUUCCAGAGCUCUUUGGACUCCAAUGAUAGUGACACUUCAGACAGUGACCCUGAGCAGGCUUCAGGAUUGGCCUCCUGGGAAAAGCUGUGGGCCCGCUCCAAGCCUGUUGUCAACUUCAAAGAUGAUUUGAAGCCCACGCUAGUGUGAAAAGCAGCAAGGUGGGCUGGCCACAGAGGUCAGUCUGGGUCCCCACAGAACCAGGGAUCAUGGGAGGAGAGCUAGAUCUCAGUCUUUGGGGACCAGAUCAGCACCAUGCCUUGACCAGCCUCAACUGUGUUCCAGCUGUGUUCUUUCUUACUCGGAAGACCUCUUGAUCUAUGAAAAGGGCCUUACCCACCCUGCUACUACCUCAGCGAUACUGUGAGCAGCUCUAGUGAGGGAUUAUAGAAUAACUCCUUCAACCGAAGGUGCUAAAUGAGAAAUAGGCUUGUCUAUUCAUCUCAGCCUGUUCUUUACGGUCCUCUGGUUGUAUACCAAGUAGCUAGCUGGAUGAAUGGACCGAAAGAUGGAGAGAUAGAUUUCUGCAGAACCACUGUGAACAGACCUGCAGGUAGAUGAGCCUACACCUUUGUCCCUCCAACUCAUAGGAAGGGUGCCUUGCUUUCUGUUUAGGGCUGUAAGCCUUCACUAGGUCAGUGUUUCAGUUUCUGGCUCAAGCCACCCCAGCACUCCCUACCCCACUUCUGGUCCACAUAACAUCAUGGCACCUCACACACCAUGGCGACAGACAACAUGUUCCCACAAGCUUCUCAGAUUGUUCUCUUGGUCUCAAUAGUGUCUGGAGUCUGCCCCCUGCUCUCUCUCAGCGGCACAGUGUUCUACUUGAACACAUAGACUGUGCUGGGAGACUUACUGGUCAAAAGGGAGUUUUAGUGCUGUUGAGGUUACACGGCCACCAAAGAUCUAUAAACCUAGAAAGAAAAGAGGGAAAGAGGAAGAAAUGAAGAGCCAGGCAUGGUGGUGCACACUUUUCAUCCCAGUACUCAGGGGCAGAGGCAGGCAGAUCUCU